AACGUAACCACAGCAGCAAAAUAGCAACGGCCUCUCUCCAGCCCCCCCUCCUCACAGACACUUGGUACAGUCUGAGUCGACAGGUGGGCCGUUUAAACAUGUCGGCCACUUCAGCCCAGUCGUUAAUACGUUGACCAAGAACGGGAACAGCAUCACGUUGGCAAUAUCAUCAGUGUAAAAUACCUCACCCCUGCAGACAGAGACAGAUGGAGAGAGCAGCACCAGCCCCCUGCUCAGCUCCAGUGAUUUAUGCCACGCCCAGGGAUCGACUGCUGGAGGAGCGAGGAGGCGCGAGGACGGCCAACUGCCGGAGUGUGGUGACGCGGCUGCGCCGAGGCCUCGCGCCGCCAUCCAUUUGCAGUGACAAUCAUUAUCGCUUUGAAGCAGUGGUCUCCAACUCUAUUCCAGAGGGGACGCGCGUGUUCACAGUCCCACAAAAUCCGUCACAAGCCGCAGGGCCGAGCCCGGCUGGACCGAACCGGACUUGGUUCCACGUGAGGGUUCUGGCUCCCUCUCUUAGUGCGAUACAUAUCUGCCUCCCCCCUUGGCAGGUUGCCAUGGUCGCCAUACCUACUCUCUCUCUCCUAUUGGUCCUGGCAGAGUGGGCAGGUCUGGUUGACGCCUCCCCCCACCUCCUGCUCCGGCCCAGCCCGCGGGAGCGUGAUGCGGGGGCCAUGAUGAACUUCAACAUUGCCGUGAUCCAUGCCGGUGCCACGGUGCAGGCAGAGGCAGCGGUGGUGGGUCCCGGGGGCAGGGUGCUCUACCCCGGCUUCGGCCGGGUGUACGGCUCGCUGGGGGAGAGCGUGGUCACCCAGUGGGGGUCUGCCAACGUCAUCUGGCUACAGGUGAACGACAGCAGUCCAAAGACAGUGCUUUCCCAGCUGUGUGAGCUGCUGGCGGCGCGGCCCCUGCAGGGCCUGGUUUACGAAGAGGAGAGGCCCCCUCGCACAGCGUGGGGGCCUCUGGCCCCCAUGCUGGAGUUUGUCUCUGCGCAAACAGGACUGCCUAUAGUGGCAGUAGGAGGGGGAGCUGGGCUGGGGAGGAUGCCACAGGAAUCAGGUUCCAUCUUUCUUCAGUUCAGCUCCUCUACUGCCCUCCAGUUAGAAGUCAUCUUUGAGGUUCUGGAGGAGUACGACUGGACCGCCUUCUCGGUGGUCUCCACGCGUCACCACGGUUACCAGGACUUCCUGUCUGUGGUGGAGGGCCUGACGGACGGCUCGUUCAUCGGCUGGGAGAAGAAGAGCGUCGUGAUCCUGAACGUGACCGACGACCCCGGGGGGGCGCGCACGCGCAGGCUGCUGAAGGAGAACGAGGCGCAGGUACGUCUGCUGUACUGCUCCCAGGAAGAGGCCGAACUUGUUUUCCGGGCCGCCUGGGCUGCCGGUCAGGCCGGGGCCUCGCACAUGUGGUUCGCUGUGGGGCCCGCUCUCUCAGGUUUGGCCACGGAGAGCCUGCCCCGGGCUCUGUUCGCCGUGCGGCCUCAGGGCUGGAGGGACGAGCCCCGCCGCAGGAUCGCUCGGGGUGUGUCGGUGCUGACUCACGGGGCGGUGGCCAUGCGCAAGGACUACGGGACCACGGGUGGGCCCAACUUUGUCACCAACUGCAUGACGGACGCCAAUCAGACCGAGAGACUGCGGGGCAGGAUGAGGUAUUUCAGCAACAUCACUCUCGGCGGCAGAGACUACUCCUUCAACGGGGACGGCUACCUGGCCAACCCCUUCCUGGACGUCAUCUCCUGGACACCUGGACGCGGGUGGGAAGAUGUAGGCUGGUGGGAGAACGGCGUGCUGAGGCUCCGCUACCCGGCCUGGUCGCGCUACGGGCCGUUCCUCAAGCCGCCCGAUGACGCCCAGCACCUGCGCGUCGUCACCCUGGAGGAGCGACCGUUUGUCAUCGUGGAGCUGGCGGACCCGGCCUCCGGGACCUGCAUCCGGGACUCGGUGCCGUGCAGACGACCCCUCAAUGCCAGUGCCAUCCACGAGGGCGUGGCUCCCAUGAAGCAGUGCUGCAAAGGCUUUUGCAUUGACAUCCUCAAACGACUGGCCAACAUUGUGGGAUUCACGUAUGACCUUUACUUAGUGACCAACGGGAAGCACGGCAAGAAAAUUGAUGGGGUUUGGAACGGCAUGAUCGGAGAGGUGGUAUACAAGCGAGCCGACAUGGCAAUCGGCUCCCUGACUAUCAAUGAGGAGAGGUCGGAGGUCGUGGAUUUCUCUGUGCCCUUCGUGGAGACGGGGAUCAGUGUCAUGGUCUCCCGUAGCAACGGAACCGUCUCGCCCUCCGCUUUCUUAGAGCCCUACAGUCCGGCGGUGUGGGUGAUGAUGUUCGUCAUGUGCCUGACCGUGGUGGCUGUGACCGUCUUCAUCUUCGAGUUCUUCAGCCCCGUGGGCUACAACCGCAGUCUCCAGACCGGCAAGAAGGCCGGGGGGUCUACGUUCACUAUAGGAAAGUCCGUGUGGCUUCUGUGGGCUAUCGUCUUCAACAAUUCUGUGCCAGUGGAGAACCCGAGAGGAACCACCAGCAAGAUCAUGGUGCUGAUCUGGGCCUUCUUUGCUGUCAUCUUCCUGGCCUCUUACACUGCUAACCUGGCUGCUUUCAUGAUCCAGGAGGAGUAUAUUGACACAGUGUCAGGGCUCUCGGACAAGAAGUUUCAGCAUCCCGAGGAGCAGUACCCACCUCUGAAGUUUGGCACGGUGCCGAACGGGAGCACGGAGAAAAACAUCCGCUCCAACUACCCGGACAUGCACCAGUACAUGGGCAAAUACAACCAGAGGGGGGUGGAGGACGCCAUACUCAACCUCAAGACCGGAAAACUGGAUGCUUUUAUUUAUGAUGCUGCAGUGUUGAACUAUAUGGCCAGGAAGGACGAAGGUUGUAAGGUGAUGACCAUAGGCUCGGGGAAGGUUUUUGCCACCACAGGCUACGGUAUCGCCCUGCACAAAAACUCACGCUGGAAACGUCCUCUUGACCUGGCCCUGCUGCAGCUGGUGGGAGAUGAUGAAAUUGAGAUGCUGGAGCGCCUCUGGCUGUCAGGUAUCUGCCAUAAUGACAAAAUUGAGGUGAUGAGCAGUAAGCUGGAUAUUGACAACAUGGCUGGGGUCUUCUACAUGCUUCUGGUGGCUAUGGGCCUCAGUUUGCUAGUGUUUGCCUGGGAACACUUAGUCUACUGGAAGCUGCGCCACUGCAUGGCCACUAGUUCUGGCAAACUGGACUUUCUUCUGGCCAUAAGCAGGGGCAUGUAUAGCUGCUGUAGCUUUGAGGAUGAAACUGCACCAGGUGGAGCAAAAUCUUUGCCUACUCAUCACCACAGUGCGAUGGUUACAGUCCCGUCCCAGGCGCACGUUGUCUCAACAUCUAUGACAAACCCAGCCAUUGCUAUGGCGCAACAGCAGCAACCACCCCAACAGCAGCAACCACAGCCCGUCUACAAAACACCUCUACCGGGCUCCCCUCCCACCGUGGUGCAUUCUGGGACAGCACUGGGUCCUUCCAACAACCCCAUUGCUGGUGCACCCCUUCCUUGCUCGACCUUCCUGCCACGGCCAGAUCGUAGAUUGGCUGUGGUAGAUCGCUGGAGACUCCCUAAAUCUGCUACAGCCACCAAUCCUAUGGCUGUAAGAGGGGGGAUCACGGACAUGGGACCCUUUUCUCAGAAGGUCCCAGCAAACUGGGCUUCAACUGCUGGAGGGAGUGGGGGACUUGACGGCUAUAAAAGAUAUUAUGGUCCCAUUGACCCUGAGGGACUGGGGCCCUGCAUGGAGCAGCAGGCAGGUUCCCAGACCCCCAAGACUAUGCCCAGGGGCCAUCCCCAGCCCCCUCCAGCCAGUGUCGCCUUCUACUCAGAGAAGGGCAUGGACCACGGGGUGGGGAAGAAGGUGGUGGGAGGUGGCAGCGGAGGUCAGGGGAAAGGGGCCGUUAAGUCUCUUGGCACUCCUAGACUGCCUCCUAAGAGUCAGGCCCCUCUUCCUCCUACACCUCCACUGCCACACCCCUCUCCCCCUCUCCCCUCGUCCUUCUGGAGGAAGCGCAGGCCCAAGAAGGCCAAAGAUCCUGGAGGGCCACUGUACGAGAACAUUUUGCCACUGGGGCGCAGGGGAGGAGCACGAGAUGGAGUGAGGGAGGGUGGAGGGAGGAGGAUGCGCCCCCUCUCUCCCCCGCUCUCACUUCCUGUGCCAGUACCCCUUAGCCCCUCCUACACCCCUCCUUCUCCGUCUGCAUCCUUGCAGUAUACGUCCUCGUCCACUUCAUCGACCACCUCAUCCACAUCCACGUCCUCGUCUGCCUCAUCUUCUCGCUCCACCUCUCCUACUUACUCAUACAGCUCCUCAAGGAGCACAAGAGAUAGGACUGGGGGAAUAGACGGAGAGGAUGAUGAUGACGAUGAGGAGCUGACGGAAGAAUCAAGCCUUCUCCUUGGUAGGGGGAGGGAUAGGGAACGCUCAAUCAUCCGGCCUCGUUCCCUCAGCCAUGGACGCCUGCCGCCGCCUAUACCCCCUAGGAAACCUCGCACAUCCUGGGGUGACAGAGAGAGGGAAAGAGAGAGAGGCGGGAGCCAACUUUCUCAGCUCCAAGAAUGGUGGGCAAGCUGGAGUGAAAGAGAAAGGGGUGGAACAGGUGGAGAUACUGGCAGGCAAAAAAAAGAAAAGAAGAGGAGGAAAGAGAAAGAGAAAGAGAAAGAGAAGAAGAAAAAGAAAAAGAACAAAAAGAGGAAAAAGAGAGAGGAAAGAGAAAGAGAGCGAGAAAGAGAAAGGAAGAGGAGAAAGGUUAAAAAGAAGAAGAAGAAGGCACUAAAGGUAAAAAAAAGAAAGAAAUCCACUGGGGGUAAACACUCUGAGCCAGAAGAGGGAGAUGCAGAGCCAGAUCGGGAAGGGGAGGCAGAAGGAGAGCGAGAAGGAGGAAUACAAGACUACUCGUCCUUCUCUGCCCAGUAUCGAAGCACAUUUGGCGAGAAAGGCCGGGAUUCAUGGGAAGGAGAGCGGGAUAGAGGCAGGAGAGAAGGAGAAGAAGGAAAUGACAGGGAGGAGGAGGACAGUAGCAGAAGCAGAGAAAGGCAUCCUAAAUCCUCACGCCCUCAUUCCAGACAUCGAACACCCAGUAAGCGCUAUCCUAACCUCAACAAACUUCCUGCAUCUGUCAAAUUUUGGGUGAACGGAAGAGGAGAUGAUUCCAAUACCCCUCCAGCAUCUCUCCACCCACUCCUUCCAUCCUCCAAGCGGAGAAGAAGUGGAGGGAUGGACAGAGAAGAUAGCAGUAGGCUUGGGGAGCGGCGCCCUUUGUUAAUGCAUUAUGAAAAAGAGAAAGCACAGACAAGAGAAGGGUUGUCCUUCCACGAAUGGGAUUCUGAAGAUGAUGAGGUUGAUGAUGAAGAGGAAGAAGACGAAAGGGAUAGAGUGAGGGAGCGGGAGGAUAGGGGAAGGAGAACAGGUAGGGGAGCAAUGUCUGAGUCUGAGAGGGACAGGGCCAGGGCUGAGGACAGUUACUCAGAUGAGGGCUCCUCAGGAGAAUUUGGCCGUUUUGAAAGGUACUGGGAGGGAGGUGCAGGGGAAAGCGGUACUGGAAUAGGAGGCAUAGGAGGAGGAGGAUGGUUCUUUGGAACCUACCCGUCAAGAGAGAAGGGAGGCAGUGUGAACAGUCGAGAUGACUCUUUGCUUGGAACGCGAGCAGAAAGAUGGAUUGGUGCUGAUUUCUGGAGUUCAGGACCAGGUGUAGGUUGGGGAUCAGGAGGAGGGAGCGGAGGGCUUGGUUCUCAGUGGCCGCCACCACCUGCAGCCUUUCCUCCACCUAGGAGGUAUUGGUCUAUGGACAAGAUUCCUGUCAAGGGGGAGAAAAAAUGGAAGAGUGGAGGAGGCAAAAGCAAGGGUAGAGCAAGGGAAAGAGGCGAAGAAGGAGGACGGGCCACCAUGUGCUCGUGCAGCCUCUAUCCCCAACCCCAUCCUUACCCACAUCCCCACAGCCGCUCUCACACCUCCCACUCCAAGAGAGGUACGACAGCCCAUUCCCAUAGCCAGGAAGAGCUUCUUCCCCACUGCCACAGCUUCAGUGGAAGCUCUCGCCCCAAGUCUCUGCCUCCCAAACCAGACCCCAGUCAGGCCAAAUCUGGCAGCCAGUCUAACCUCAGCCUCAGCACACAGCCUACAGACCAUCCACCUCAGCCUUCACCAUCACCACCACAGCAACAGUCCAUGUCUCCAACCUCUCUCCCAAUGACCAUUGCGCCUCCGCCAUCCACAUCCUCCGUCUCACCACCAGCAGGCGUAGGAAUGGCGGGCCAAGGCCAGGCCCAGGCUUCGGCCAGUGCCAAACUCCAGUAUCAGAGACUGCGCUCUGUGCCUCAGCCACGGAGGUUCUACUCCCCCCACCUGCCACUUAAAGCCAAGAGCCUGUGUUCACGCAGAGGGUCGGCCCACUUCUCCAGUCUGGAGAGUGAGGUAUGACAGGGGGAGAGGAGAGAGGGAGACGUGGAAGCAAGCACCGCCAUAGUCACUGAGAACCAUGGUGCAACGCCAGCCAGGGAUGACACCAGAGAUUUGGCUGCUUUGGUGACCAAUCAGUUAGCGAACACCACUGCGGGAACUAACAUGGACAGUAGUUCUUUUGCUAAUACUACCUUGUGUGAAAACCACACAACCGCCACCCGCUCCAUUGUGCGUGUCCUAGUGAGGGCGACAGUGAGACGCCACACCAGGGUGAGCUACAUCCGUUUGGAUGGUUCCCAUGAGGAUGAGAGUGAAAAUGAGGCUGCAUCACUGGGGACGGAAUCCCCAGAACUUCUCCUUCGCUCUGAAUUGAGCUUUGUGAUGUCAUCUUCAGUUCUCCUCCCUUCCCCAAGUCACAACUAUGGAUAAGAAUAGUCACCAACCUGUGAGUAAUGAUGUCAUAUUUGUACACUCGAACACAAACACAGACACAUACACCUGCACACACACGCACAUAUAUGCUGAAAACGUCUCCCUCCCUCUGGCUUAAGAACAUAACUUGUGGGAUGUGGAAGCUCCUACCCACUCCCAAAAGAUGCCAGUGCCAAUAGACUCUGGCUCCCCAUCGUCACUGGCUGUAGGCUUUUGAACUGGUUGGUAGACUGCUUCGUGGCGUUGGAGAAACUGCCCCCUCUUCUUCCUUUUGUAAAUCAGUUGAUAUAAAAAGCAAUGCAGUCACCUCAGUCAUGUGUUCUAUAUGCCUGGUCAUCUUUCACUGGACAAUGAGGACAGUGCUAUUUUUUUGCCCUUUGACCUCAAAACGACAUCAGACCCAUCUAGCUCUACCCCAGGACCAUCUACGUGAUGUCAUGUUUUACUAGAAACUCUUUUAAACCAAUCAGAUUGAACAGGAACCCCUUCUCGUCCUCCCCGUUGGAGCUUGUUGUGUCACCUUUGGUUCAAUUGGAACUCAAACACAGUUGAGUAUUGAAGUAUUUGAGCAACAAACUGAACUUUAAAAAGAAAAAUAAUAUGAAAAAAGGACAUGUAGCAGAUUUUCCUUUAUGUAAGUCUUUUCCUUUCUUACUUACACUUACACUUUUCUCCCAGGUCCCUCUUUUUUUACUCUAUCAAUAUACUUCUCUCACUGUGUUAGUGUUUAAUAAGAGGAGGCUGGAUGUGGCUUGUGUUGGAAGUGGGAACGUCUCCAUAGCAGUGCCAAAUUUCCACUCACUAAAGCCUUGGAGCAUUAUUGGGUUCAAGAAAUUUGUUUUCACAGAUAAAGUCCCAUUUUUUCUCCAGCAUCUGAACAACACAUAAAUUACCAUCACAUAAGUUGAUAAAGUGGAUGAUUGGUGUAAUAUCUGUAAUUGGCACUAGAUGGCUGCAUCAUAUUCAAGUAUUGGAGACAACUGCAAGAGCUGAUGAAUUUAAUAAGUGUAGCUGGAGUACAUAAUACAGAGAGAGGCAUGUGCUGGGAACUUUAUUGUUUUUAUGAAGGUGGCCAGUCAAGAUUUAUUCUGAGGAAGUAAGAGAAAUUGAAACCAGCUGUGGUGCAUUGUAAAAGCUCUCUUAGGAUAUUAAUGUGUUUCACUACUGUUGUACUAUAGCAGAGUUUGUAGAUGAUGGAUUAUAUGAAGCACAAUUCCUUAUUCCAUUUUUCACUUGUGUGCCACACAUCUCUUUGUAACUGCACAAUCUACAGGUAAGAUAAUUUGUUUAAAUCUGAAAAAAAGCAUUAACUGGGUGUUACCUCAUUUUGCUUUUAUGGACAUUAAACUUCACUGAUAAUGGUUUAAAGAGCAAAGUACCACAGAUAUGGACAAAUGAUUUUGUGCGUUUAUGAUUUCUUUUUGGCAAAUAAGACAAAUGAACGAUAUACUGUGAAUGUUUUGAGUUGCACAUACAGUUCAGUUGCUGAGGCAUCAGUAAGCGCAGUCAAUAAUAACUCCUGUUAUCAAGAUUAUCAGAUGACUGUUUGACUUUUAGCAAUAUUCCCACCUUUAAUGUGACAGGGAUGCGUUGGCACAUAUGUUUGCAUUCGAGACAUUGUAAUUGUUUUUCCUCUAUUUAAAAUUGGACUAUUUGUAUCAGCCAGAGUCAGAUGGUUCAUAUCUUCAAUGAUGUUCGUAUAGGUCCAUCAGGUUUCAUCUAAUUUGGUCCGAUGUUAUUGUAAUAAACGAGUCUGGAGCACCUGGCUCUGGCUGACCAAUAUGAAUAUAAAAUGCUCUGUGUUCAAGAGAGACUAGUGAACUGUUGUAUCCUGUGUGUGCCAAAAGCCAUCUACUGUGUAACCUGUGUCAAUGUAACCAACAUUGCACACAUUUUAAUUUUCACAAGGUCAACGUAUCCACCGCUUCUCUCACACUAAGACCAGCCACAGCCCAGCUCUUCUUCUAUUGUAGUUGAAUGUAGCUUUGACAUGAUGUAGCAAAAGAAAACCUAAGUUUAGAUUUUGUAGCUUUUUUGGGUGAUGCUGACCAGAAGGAGAGGGGGUUGACCUGCUACUGUAUGUGAGGGACUGUGCGUUGUGUUUGUGCAUGUCGUCACAGAUCGAAGGGUUAGUUGACCUUCUCAGUUACCCUUUAGCGCUAUCCCUGCAGCGAGGGCAGGCUGUACCUUUUAUCUGCACAUGGAUUGCUUUGUUUCUACGUCUGUGUGGAACAAAUUUUUAAAAAUAUUGUCUUUGUUUUUUGAGAAAUGCUUUCGCCAUUUCGCCUUCUUUGGAAAACCUCAGAACCAUUGCAUGUUUAGCUGAAUGAAAUCUUGACGAUUUACGGUGGGAGGGUUGUGUAGUUUAAUUGAAGCUAACGCUUAGGACACGGGCGGCCAUUUUUCAGUGAGAUAGUAAGCUUGCGCUACUCUGCACCCCGGCAGUGGAAACCACAGCAUCAAUUCGACUGCUUCCCGUGUAGUAGGACUCAAUCAUUUUCAGCCAAUCAACAGGGCUUUAAACCUGGUGUGUCACUGAGUAUUAUUGAUUUCUAUUGAGGCACUAAUACUUAAGUCUGUGACUGCAUGAACAGAAGUGACUUUAAAACUCUUUGGCUUAUUUUGUUCUAUUUAUUUUAUUUUUUGCUGGAAAAAAGAAUAUAUUAAAAAAUACUAUGUUUUUGAGAAUGUACCAUGUUAUACUGUGAUUUAACUGAGAUAUUUUAUUGUAUUCAAUUAUCAUUUGAAUUCUAUCAUUUAUCUAUAAAGAAAUAUAUAUGUACAAAUAAAUAUAUACAUAUAUAUACAUACAGGUAUAUAUAUAUAUUAGUUAAGUUUGGUAUAUUUGGAGGAAGUGUUAGAUAAAAUAGUUUUAAAUGUUUUAGCUUUGUAGCGAUUCUAGACACUGAAAUCAUUUUUGAAUUUCAAUUCCUCCUAUAUGACUGUGAAGACAUUAGUGCCUGUGACAAAAAAGACAAGUAAAAGUCAAAACUCUAUUCAUCUGUAUCUACUAUAGCUAUCAGUCGUCACUCCUCUUGUACUACCUAACAUUACUUUUUGACACUUGCUGCUUUUACAUGUCAGUGUGUUUUCUCUCUCAGUCCGUCGUGUCUUUUGCUUUCUGCUGCUCUCCUCUGCAGCUUCUUUCUCUCCAUUUUAUUCCCAAGCUGUGGACAUACUUUCCCUCUUAAAGUUUUAUCACGUGGUGAUCACAUCCAUGUGUUAAUUAACCCCUUCGCUGACCUUUGCUUUAUCCCUUUGAUCACUUUUUUUUAAGUCAGCUCAUUCCCAUGUCUGUCUCUCACUUAGCAAAAAACAGAGACCAGUAGAUACUGUGUUCUUGCUCCUUUUGACUGAUUGUUGAUGAUGAUGAUGAUCAAUUACUUCAUUGAUGAAUAAUUAAUGAACAAUGUUACUAUAACUGAUGUGACUGAAGUGUGUAUCUGAUGACCACGCCACUGUAGCAAGUCUGGGCUGUACCACACCACCAGCGAACAAAUGAGGCCACAGUUGCUAUGGUGUUGCCAUGGCAUUUUCAUGGAGUUGCCAUGGUGUCGUCUGCACCGCCACCACCUGGUGCCUGCUGGGUAAUAUAGCAUAAUGUCCUUCACUUUCUCCAAAGCACUAGUCAAAGAUCUGCUGUGUGCCCCUCUGCUUAGUCCUGACCUUAAUCAUCCGGAGGUGAAAUAUUUAAAAGCUCACUUUGGAAGGCGCUGAGGGGCAGCAUGGUGGCGACGUGUCUGCUGUCUAUGCUCCUCUAGACUGGACUGGUCUGGCUUGAAGUGACUGUGAUAAAGUGUCCGUGCCGUGUUGAUCUUUAAAUAAUCGAUGUGCGCUGCUGUGCUGAGGUCUUUGUCUGCCGCUGGAUUGCAUUUUGUGGAACUUAAAGUGGGUUUUACGUUUAAAGGGUAAAUGUCAUGUGUGUGUGGUGCAUGUAGACAUGCAGUGCAGCAUGGCUCCAUCGUGUUCCCGUCCGUCGCUCCCUCUGUUUCUUUCGCCGCAUGUAUAUUUAACAUCACUCAGGCAGAGAUUUCCAUCCUCGUCUAGCCGUCUAAAGCACUGUCUCGAGUAGUUCGCUCAUCCCACACAGGCACAAGUGUGACUUUACAAACCCGCAGCACACGCAGUCUGGUUACUACUGUAUUUCUGUCUGAAAUGUGGUUCAACAGUGUGGCUACAGGGACGUUAAAUACAUCCUCCAUCAGUGUUUCAUCCGUUUUGUGAAUCGGCUUGAUUUGCAUCCUUCUUUUGCGCUGUCUUGCUUAUUUUGAGCCAUCAAUUCCUGUUUAGAGUAGUCGGGUUCAAUUUGUUUCACUUUGCAGACCAGCUCCUCUUUUCAUGUUCCUGUUGUCCUAAUCGGUUUUGAUUUAUCACAUUAACCGUUUGAUCAUAUUAUAUCCACCGAGCAGUCCAGUCCAGCCUAGUGCAGUGGGCUCCAGGCGGGUCUAGUGCCUGAGUUUGUAAGAGAUCCUGGUGCAGCCUCAGUCUCCUCCCUUCUCUCCACUGAACCUGUGACCUGGGAAGCCGUACGUGUGGCGCUCCAGAAUUCAAACAGGGUCCUCAUUGGCUGAAUCAGCCAUGAAUUAUAUCAAGGAAAAAUACAGGAGUGCCACACGUACUCACCAGAUGUAGGGGUUUGCACGAUGCAGCCUAACGAGCUUCUCUGGCCACAGUGACAGAGCACGAAUACCCACAGAAACCAGUGUGUGUUCUCAGCAUUGUACAAGGCCCAGUUCUGCUCUAGUAACCUCGCCAACACUACAGGCCUACUUACUGGUUGCUAAGGCGGGUUGCUAGUAGGGUGAUGUUGCUCCUAGCCCAGACUGGUCUGGUCUAUGCCCUAAUUUAAAUGUGUUAGUUUAUUUGACAUUGUCUGUCUGGGGUGGGGCUGGAGGGUCAGUGCUGCACUUACUUCUGAGAAUUGCUUCAUAAAAUAUGAUUCUCUUUAAUUAA
Messenger RNA from Betta splendens (Siamese fighting fish), 11801 nucleotides. RefSeq names its product glutamate receptor ionotropic, NMDA 2D (gene grin2db). Lineage: Eukaryota; Metazoa; Chordata; Actinopteri; Anabantiformes; Osphronemidae. The record is from RefSeq and is a predicted model, not a curated record. The coding region runs from base 207 to 6434 and encodes 2075 amino acids. Gene Ontology annotation, biological process: monoatomic ion transport; long-term synaptic potentiation; synaptic transmission, glutamatergic. Gene Ontology annotation, cellular component: plasma membrane; postsynaptic density membrane; NMDA selective glutamate receptor complex. Gene Ontology annotation, molecular function: NMDA glutamate receptor activity; transmitter-gated monoatomic ion channel activity involved in regulation of postsynaptic membrane potential. The transcript is spliced from 19 exons.